Molecule: messenger RNA, 1056 nt
Organism: Rhinocladiella mackenziei CBS 650.93
Lineage: Eukaryota; Fungi; Ascomycota; Eurotiomycetes; Chaetothyriales; Herpotrichiellaceae
Exons: 1
Coding region: 1-1056 (351 amino acids)
Source: RefSeq, a predicted model, not a curated record
AUGGCAAGCCCCGCCCAUUGCUUCUAUUGCUUUGAGACUCUAUCCACCAGCUUCGAUCACCGGGAUACGCCUACACUACAAGGGGUCCUUGAUUUGUACGAGAAAUACGUAUCCAACGCACACUCGAUUGAAACACCUGCGGAAGAUAUAGGAGAGGGAGAUGAGGAGGAGGAGGAGGAGGCAGAAAUGCACACAACAGAAUCCGAAGACGAGGAUGAACAUGGAGACGAAGAGGACGAAGAGCGCAGCCAGGAAGAGAGACAUCGCAUUGAACGCCGGGAGGCCAGCAAAUCCAGGCCUCAACUUCCCAGUAUCUCCCGACUGCAGGCGUCAACAUCAUCCUCGAGAUCAUCUUCAGCCUCCUCUCCGUCCAUAGUCUCAUCCAGUUCCUCCAAUUCUCGAUUAACCACUCCCUCGAGUGCCACCUCAGUCACAUCAUCUCGACCAUCUUAUGCCUCACAACUCUCUAUCACUGAGUCUUAUCCACUGUUUGUCACCUGGAAUACCAUCUCUCGAUCGGGUCAUAAAUCUCUUCGUGGCUGCAUAGGAACAUUUGAAGCGCUCCCUCUUGCUUCAGGCCUCUCUACAUAUGCAUUGACCUCCGCAUUUGAUGAUACGCGGUUUUCGCCGAUACCAGCCUCUCUAUUGCCAGCCCUUUCGUGCUCUCUGACGUUACUUGCAGAUUUUGAGCCGUGCAAGGAUGCGAUGGAUUGGAUACUAGGCCGUCACGGCUUGCGUAUCAGCUUCACUUACAGGAAUCGCAGACAUGGAGCCACAUAUCUACCAGAUGUUGCGCUUGAACAGGGCUGGACCAAGGAGGAGACAGUGGAGAGCUUGAUGAAGAAAGCUGGGUGGGAUGGAGGGUAUGGCCAUGGUGUGGCAAGACGGCUCUUGAGAGGAUCGGCCAGAGGAAAUGAGCAACAGACCCCGAAACCUUGGGAUGAUGUCCAGGAUUUUCGAGCGGUCAGAUACACAGGCUUGAAAUCAAGUGCGACUUAUACGGAGUGGCAGGAAUGGCGCGCAUGGAUCGAGAAGAACGGUGAGGUGCUGAAGUGA